CACUCUGAGAUCACACAGAGCAAUCACUACAGCUCAGAUAAAGGUGAUCCCCUCAUUCCAUCACUAACUUCUAAUAUAGAACAUCCAGUGCUGUGAAUCAAUGGGCUCUGCAAGAACAAGUCUAUCACUCCUCCAGCAAAGGGAAGCAUAGCACUAUGUAUCUACUUAAAUCUGGACUUCUGAUGUCUCUAAGCCACCUACCUGCACAGUGAUUGGAGAGGGGAGAUUGCCUGUUGCUGAUCCACAGGGAAGCUGCCUAAUUGCACUGAGAGACUACAUGUUGUAGCUGUGCACUUUUAAAGGACAUAUUUCACAAUUUAUACAGAUGCACCUGAUUUGGGGGAAACAGGGACUCUGCUGAAGGCAGGGACAGGAUAAAUAAUUCUGUCCAUUCUGUCAGGUGGAUAGGAUACCUGAAGACUCUAAAGCUCUCUUAGCACCAGAGUGGGGCAUCUUACCUGGACCUCCCUUCUAAUCAGGUGUAUGCAGAGAUGUGAAGAAUUUUGGAACCAUCAAGAGACAACAAUGACACACAGACAGUGGCAGUGAUGCUACCACAUUUGACUUCUUUCCCUUGAAGAAUUGUUACAGAAAAGCAAUGGAGCCUAUAUCCGUCCCAAUGGUUUCUUUCUCAGAACCCGAUGAAGUGAACACUAACCUCACCUCUCGCAGAAACAUUACUGACAAUGGGACUGUGGUUGAAUCUUCAAUAUCAGGAAUGAGUUCUAUCCUAAUCCCCUUUAUUUACCUGUUGGUAUGUGCCAUUGGACUUAGCGGCAACACAUUGGUCAUCUACGUGGUCCUCCGUUAUGCUAAAAUGAAGACUGUAACCAACAUUUACAUCCUGAAUCUGGCUGUGGCUGAUGUACUUUUUAUGUUGGGGCUGCCUUUUCUUGCUACCCAAAAUGCUAUCUCCUAUUGGCCAUUUGGAACAUUUCUUUGCAGACUAGUGAUGACGGUGGAUGGCAUCAACCAAUUCACCAGCAUAUUUUGCCUUACUGUGAUGAGUAUUGACCGCUACUUGGCAGUGGUCCACCCUAUAAAAUCAACAAAGUGGAGGAGACCUAGGGUGGCAAAACUUAUUAGUGCCACAGUUUGGACUUUUUCAUUCCUAGUUGUCCUCCCAGUCAUCAUCUUCUCAGAUGUCCAGCAAGAUUUACUCACCUGCAACAUAAAUUGGCCAGAACCUAUAUAUACCUGGUCUACGGCGUUUAUAAUCUACACUUCUGUGUUGGGUUUUUUUGGACCUCUGCUGGUGAUAUGCCUCUGUUACCUUUUAAUUGUCAUUAAGGUAAAGUCAUCAGGUCUCCGAGUUGGAUCCACAAGGCGUCGAAGAUCAGAACGCAAAGUCACAAGAAUGGUUGUCAUUAUAGUAGCGGUUUUUGUAUUCUGCUGGCUUCCGUUCUACAUACUUAACAUUGUAAAUUUGACAUUUAUUGUGCCCGAGGAGCCAGCCUUUGUUGGAAUUUAUUUUUUUGUGGUUAUCCUUUCUUAUGCCAACAGUUGCGCCAACCCCAUCCUUUAUGGCUUCCUCUCAGACAAUUUCAAGCAGAGCUUCCAGAAGGUUCUCUGCCUUCGCAAGAGUAACGGCAUCAAAGACGCUGACCUCACAGAGAAUAGGCAGGAAAAAAGCAGUCGAGUUCAAGAGACAAUGUUGCCUUCUCGAAACUCUGAGAUAAAUGGGCACAUGCAAACAAGCAAAGUCUAAAACUUAACCUUCUAGAUUCAGGAAUAUGGAAAUGUUUAUAGAGUACUUGAGGCAAAAGAUGAAGUGUUCAUAAAAUGGAAAUUAGAAUCCGUGCACUAAUGGCAUUCAGUAUGGAAUCUAUUUAAAGAUGAAAGUGUUUAUACAUACAUUCAUAUAUGACAUUGGUUGAUUGACAUUUAAAAGAAGCUCAGCUCCAGUAUUUAUAUAUAAGUAUAUGUAAUUUAUGGUUUCAUUGUUGCUGGUAUUUUUCAUCGUCUUUUGCUACCUUUGCAUUACCGUUCAUGAAUACAGAGAAGUAUUGACUGUUUUGUAGUCAAUUUAUACGUUUUUAUCUUUUUUUUCUGUACAGUAUAUUUUGGAUGCAGCUGUAAAACAAUUUUUGUGGUUUUUUUUGGUCAAAUUUGAAUUUGGCGCAUAGAAAAACACAGCUUUGUAAAACUAAUACAUUUACCUUAUCCGUGCUGGAGUGUUCAAUGUGUGAGUAACUAUAUUUGCACUUUACCUUAAUUUGUUUGUCAGACUGUCUGGCAUUAAAAAUUAAAUGAAUGUAACUAUAUGUUUAAUGUGAUUUGUGGUCAGUUAUUUUCCCAGCACAUUUUCAGAUAGAUGUAUU
This is a messenger RNA of Pelobates fuscus (common spadefoot toad), 2321 nucleotides long. RefSeq names its product somatostatin receptor type 5-like. The transcript has 2 exons. Gene Ontology annotation, biological process: cellular response to glucocorticoid stimulus; regulation of insulin secretion; neuropeptide signaling pathway. Bases 599 to 1708 code for a protein of 369 amino acids. Gene Ontology annotation, cellular component: plasma membrane; neuron projection. Gene Ontology annotation, molecular function: somatostatin receptor activity; neuropeptide binding. The record is from RefSeq and is a predicted model, not a curated record. NCBI's taxonomy places the organism in Eukaryota, Metazoa, Chordata, Amphibia, Anura, Pelobatidae.